AAGAAAUCUAACCUUACCGUGGCGUGCGACGAGUGAAGUCGAAGCUUCGUAUGGGAAAUCUUUUCAUCCAUAUACAAAAUUCUAUACACAUUUUUGUCUACGUGACCCGGUUUCACUUAUGUAUCUUCAUCUGGUAAUAGUGAUUUUUGUUGCAAGCGCAUCUCAUUCAAGUCGGCCAUCUUACUGAUAAUGUUUUUACGAUAUUACGAAAGUAUAAUCGCGUGUUAUUAAAAUAAAUGGAAAUUAUGAAGCAUUAAAUGGAGAAUACUGUGAACGAGAAACAGUCUCGUAAAUAUGGCAGCGAGUAAAAUGGUGUAAAGUGCGACAAAAUAGUGACGAAAGAUUGUUUAAUUUUUGACUAGUGUGAUCGUGAAAAAUAAGUAGUUAAAAUGUCUAAUGGAGAUGAAGUGUGUACAUCGGGAAGUGGAGUACAAAUACAAGUGUUUCGUCCUACAUGGGAUGAAUUUAAGGAUUUUAACAAAUACAUACAGUAUAUGGAGUCGAAAGGGGCACACAAGGCUGGACUAGCAAAAGUUAUUCCACCACCCGAAUGGGUUCCCCGAAAGGGGGGCUAUGAUUUGGAUCAGUUAAACAUCACAAUACCAUCGCCGAUAUGUCAGGUAGUGACCGGUAAGCAGGGUCUAUUUCAACAAAUAAACAUACAGAAAAAAUCGAUGACAGUGAAACAGUUUGCCGUGCUUGCGAACUCGGCGAAGUACUGUACACCACGGCACACGAGUUUUGAAGAUCUGGAGAGGAAAUAUUGGAAGAAUGUUACGUAUGUAGCGCCGAUAUACGGGGCUGAUGUCAACGGCAGCAUCACAGACCCUGAUGUUAAAGAAUGGAAUAUCAACCACUUGGGUACAAUCCUGGAUUUUGUUAACUCAGAUUAUGGCAUAGAGAUAGACGGUGUAAAUACUGCAUACCUUUACUUUGGUAUGUGGAAAACAACAUUUGCGUGGCACACUGAAGAUAUGGAUCUGUACUCAAUAAAUUACUUACAUUUCGGAGAACCAAAAACCUGGUACGCUAUCCCACCAGAGCAUGGUAAAAGAUUUGAAAGGAUUGCUGCUGGAUUUUUUCCUACUUCGGCCAAAACAUGCCAAGCGUUUCUCAGACACAAGAUGACAUUAAUAUCACCACAGAUAUUGAAGCAAUACUCGGUACCAUGUAAUAAAAUCACUCAACAGUCUGGCGAAAUAAUGAUUACUUUCCCAUAUGGUUAUCAUGCUGGUUUCAAUCAUGGUUUUAACUGUGCCGAAUCAACUAAUUUUGCCGCACCAAGAUGGGUCGAAUACGGAAAGCGAGCUACUCAAUGUACCUGCAGUAAUGAUAUGGUAAAGAUCUCAAUGGACACAUUUGUUAAGCGAUUCCAACCAGAUCGGUAUGAGUUGUGGCUCAAAGGGCAGGAUAUAGGCUGCCAUCCAGAACAGCCAGAGAAAAUGGUACCAGCUCCCCACCCAUCCGGCCAAGAUAUACUAUGCAAUAAAAAUAACACAGAGCUUCCAGAAUCAUUUAUAGCAGCAGAGGAAGAAGGUUUCAAGAAGAAAAAACGACAUCCUUUACAUUUAAAACGAGCUAUGGCCAGCAAAAGUAUUUCCGAAGGGGCAAUUGCUGUAUCAAUAUUGGGGCAUGAUGUUAUGGAUGAUGAUGAGAUGACAAUGGCUGAAGGGGAUCUAGACAUGAUGACAUCAAUGAAGCGACCCAUUAUGCCAAUAGAACCAGAUGAUCCUCAGCUGGAUGCACUCGAAGAUAUAUGGUUGAAAGGCGAUGAAAUGGAGCCCUCAGAAGCCCAGUUACCUGACGUUGGCUAUAUCGACUCAGACAAAGAUUCAGACUAUGGAGCGCCAAAAACAAAGAAAACAACAAAAGUGCGAAGAAAAAGGAAAGACAGUAUUAAAAAGGAGAAAGUAAAAGAUGAACCAAAUGAUGACGAUGAAAAAAUAAAAAGCAAACCAAAAACACCAGUCAAAACACCAGUCAGGAAGGUUAAGACGAAAAAGCUGACCAACGAACAGUUAGAAUCAAUGGCGGCAGUUGUUUCCACUUUUGACUCGCCACGGCACGACACGACCACCGAAUCAGUAAAUACAGAUAAGACAGACACAUCCCUACCAGAUCCAUUAGUAAACAUCUCUAUAGAAGUCACAGAAGUUUUAGAAGGAGUCACAACAACCACAGAUAUAAAAAAGGAACCAAAGAAGCGGAAACCGGCGGUGAAAAAGGAAGGGGAACAAAAGGAGAAACCUAAAAAGGAGAGAGUUAAAAAGGAGCCGGUUAAACGACAGCCGAAACCGAAGAAGGAGAAAGCAGAAGGCGAAAUCAAAGUACGGAAACCGAGGAAACCGCAAGCACCUAAACUUAACCCAGCGUUCCAGUACCACUCACCCUUAACACCAGUGAUGGCGAGACAGCACAAGGUAUACAACCAACCUUUACCAACAUCUUCUACAGUUUCAAGCACGACAAAAUCCCCACCGAAAGCGUAUUCAGGAUUACUGCUAGACCCAAACCUGAGGGUACCAUCAGUUCUGCCACCGAUCAACAAAAAUCCGAGCGCGUUUGAAAGUGAAUUCCACAAAUUCAUGACCAAGAAAGAAUCCCAUCCACAUGGCGCGAUAUUCCCAGCCCGGAAAUCGAAACAGAAGAAAGUGGAACCGCGACCUCCUCCGCAGUCCGCGACUCCCGAAAAGGAGUUGCCGAAACCCAUCGGACAGUACAAUGAUAACAUAUUCCUAGACGCUCCGAUAGAUUAUAGGACCUACCAAGAUCCACAAAGACCGCAGCAGACCUACCAACCAGAGAGGACAUGGAGGCCGCAACAGCGACAGCAACUUUCUCUGCAACCGGCGUGUCUCAACGUGCUGACGAAGCAAGAAGCGUCACCAUGCGUGGAGAAGGAGGAAGUCAAGGUGGAAGUCGAGAGGUUCAUCGACCUCGCCAGGCAGAUGGAGGCGUUCUUUUUGCAAAAGAGAUUUCUGCUAUCAGCGAUGAAACCAGAACUACUAGUAAAAGAAGACAACAACGAAUUAAAAUGUGAACUACAACGCAAGGACGAGCUAUUGAGGCGGCAUUACGAUAAAAUCAGUCAGUGGCUGAAUCUAUUGGCCGAUUUGCAAGGCCACACGCUAUACAACAAGUGCCAGCAACAAGCACAGCCGCAGCCGAUGCAACAAGCCGCGUCGCCGAUGCAACAACCGUGCAGCGUGCAACAGAGUGUUCAGGCGCAACAGAUGGCAGCAGCAGCGGCCGCGCAACAAGCGGCGCUGCAGCAACAAGCGAUGCAACAGCAACAGGUACCGCGACCGCCCUUACCGCCCGCAUACCCCAGUAAUGUGCCACGGCGGUAGCACGUAAAACAAACAAUAAUA
Messenger RNA from Colias croceus (clouded yellow), 3371 nucleotides. RefSeq names its product probable lysine-specific demethylase 4B. The transcript has 7 exons. Bases 390 to 3350 code for a protein of 986 amino acids. Gene Ontology annotation, molecular function: histone H3K9 demethylase activity; histone H3K36 demethylase activity. Gene Ontology annotation, cellular component: nucleus. The record is from RefSeq and is a predicted model, not a curated record. Gene Ontology annotation, biological process: chromatin remodeling. NCBI's taxonomy places the organism in Eukaryota, Metazoa, Arthropoda, Insecta, Lepidoptera, Pieridae.